Messenger RNA from Lentinula edodes (shiitake mushroom), 2892 nucleotides. Its product is annotated as AEX-3 domain-containing protein. Gene Ontology annotation, biological process: regulation of Rab protein signal transduction. The record is from RefSeq and is a predicted model, not a curated record. Lineage: Eukaryota; Fungi; Basidiomycota; Agaricomycetes; Agaricales; Omphalotaceae. The transcript has 8 exons. Bases 1 to 2892 code for a protein of 963 amino acids. Gene Ontology annotation, cellular component: cytoplasmic vesicle.
AUGGAAGACGACUUCAUCAACAUUUCGCGUGCCGCGGGAGCAGAUUUACAUUCUUCCCACACUGGAAAUAAAGCAGCGCGCGUUCUGGGCCUCAUUCAACCACCUAUGUCUCCUGUACUUGCCUCGGGCAGAAAUUCCAUAGUUUCCACUCGCUCAGCCCGUGACGUCCUUCCUUCAGCCUCUAUCACUCCUUCUCUUCCUCUUGCGUCUCUCUAUCUCGUCUCUGGCCUACCAAAAUCUCCUCAUACCUGGACUUUGGCUGACCCAGAUGCCGUACUCGGCCUUCAUCACUCUGAUGGUGCUGUCAAUCGCUGGUGGCGUCCAGAAGUUCUGGGCAGCACUGUAAGCCCUGGUGCUGGUGGAGGGAAAAAGAAAAGACGAGGAAAGGGAGAAGAAUUGAAAGGUGCUGGCGCUUUGAGUAAAAGUGAAGUCGGUAAAAUGUUAUCAAAAGCUUUGAAGUUAUCUUUCUGUCGUGAAGUAGAAGUUAUUGCCUCAACUUUGCAACCUGCGUCCACUGUUCACACUUUUACCUUCACUCUUCCUGCGCCAAACACCCCUCUAGGUCCCACUCCUUCUGGCGACCUUCUUCGUGCUUCUGUUCUUUCUGAUAAUAGAUCCUCAGUUACUCCGUCUUUCAGUCACCCCUAUUAUGGCGAUCCCUUUGCUAGGCCAUCUACUACUUACCUUGGUGGUCCUCGCCCUGGUUCUUCCGCUACAGAAACCCCUGACAUGUCUUCUUCGGGAGGUACCAUCACUUACCAUGGUGUAUGUCUACUUUUGUGGUCGCACGCAGACGCAGAAAGGUCCACUGCAAUCCGGCGUACUCUUGAGGCCAGUAGAUCUCGUAAAGAGUCCAACCAAUCGUCUCUCGUCACUUCAAGGUUGAAAAACCUUCGUUCAGACGCUCUUGACCACUCCGACCCAACCUCUUUGGCCCGAAAAAGCGCUCGGAAAAGUGCGCGAGGCCCUUGGGCCGACGCAGAGACUGACGCAGAGACAGAAGCUGAAGGUGGCAUAAGCGAGAGUGAAUAUGAAGUUGCAAGUACCGUAGGCCAUGGUCCUGGCGAAAGCACUCUCUUCCUCCCUGGCGACACUGUCUUUUGGUUACCCUAUGCUCUCACUCUCGUUUCUCGAUACCCGGUGUAUGAUCUUAUGCGCGACUAUCUGACGCUCUCGUGGGCACGGUUCUCCAAAGAUGUCCAGUCGCACACCCUCCAGAUUUCAAAGAUACUUGCUCAUCCUGCUCCACGAGCCGGCGAAUUGAUAAGGUUAGACGCCAGCCCGGGCGGUGACUCUGGCAGUGACAAUUCUUUGGAAGUCAUCGCUCGUUUCCCUGGUGGCCUUGAUUUCGGCCGUGGUUUAGUUGAUAUUAAUUUCACGAUGUUCCCCUUGUUCAAGUGCCUGAACAUUGAAAACAUUUUAACCAUCUGCGAAAUUGCACUAGCACCCACGGGUAGAAUUCUGUUCUUUUCAAGGCACCCAGCCAUGCUCGGGAUCGCAGUCAUGACUAUAAAAUACCUUGUGGAACUACGCGGAUGGAAUGGCGUUGCUCUGCCUGCUGUCCAUUCUCGUGAUGCAAAAAUUUACAUCGACGACCCUGGACCUUGGAUAAUUGGUCUCGCCACCGAGGCCAGGUAUAGCGUCCGUCCUUCUCCAGAAGUUUGCAUCUGCGACUUGUAUGUUGGUUUCAGGAACUGCAUGUCUCCUCCUCCAGGAUGCGUUUCUACCAAACAGCAGAGGGAAAGGUACAGGCAACGCUUGCAGACUGCAUUUGACCAGCAUUAUCAUCCCGAUCAUUCGAUUCCUGUCGAAUUCAAGGAAGCCUUUCCUGCUGGUCGUUUCCGACCUCUAUGCAAAAUUCAAGCUAAGCGUGGGGCUUCUGCCGCUGCUGUUGCGGACCAAAUCAAGCCCCCCGACUGGUGGCACUCGACGAGAAUCAUCCAGGCGUUUGAUAGCGUUUUGCAAGAGAAGUACAAAAAGCCGUCUCUUCUGAGACGCAUCGGGAUGUUCGGUGCAGUCAAACGACCUCCUCAACUCACCGCUUCUGAACAAAUGAUUCAACUCUCCAUCCGCAAGCGCGCCUCCGCCUUUGUGGACGCGCGCGACGAUCUCGAAACCAAAAUUGGUCGUCUGUCCCGUAGAUUGAACUUCCUCAUGACCGAGAGUGAUUUAUGGAGAGACAAGUUUGUUACCUUCGAGCAGUAUGCCGAAAAACUCAGUUCUGAAGCAAAUCAACUCCGUGCGAAGAUCAACAAGGAGCAAAGGGAAACCAAGAGACUUUCAGGAUUGGUGACCAUGACUGCAGUGGAGAAGAAUAAAUUGCAGAAUCAACUCAAGGAAACUGAAAGUGCACAUCAAGAAGCGUUGAACGAGUUGGCGAAGAUGAAGGAUGCUAUGGACACCAUGGAACUCGAGCGUGCAGACAUGAUUGCGGAAGUAGAAGCCCAGAUUGAGCGUGCUUUAGCUUCGAUGGCCGUCGGCGUAGAUGACUCGGAUUACGGUUCCCGUCCGAGUAGUCGUCUGUCCAAUGCCUCAAGCGCCCCUCGCUCGCGUAGACCUAGUGAUGCCGCCAAAAGCAGACAUCUGCGCUCAUUUGGCACCGAAUCUACUUUAGCGGACUCUUAUGAAGGCGGUGAGUUUCGGGGCCCUAUUCUGGCUCCUACUGAACGAGCCAACGGCACUAUUCAAGAAGACCAAGAGGAAGACGAGGAUGGUGCUGAUACAGCCGAGAUCAAGAGGAAGAAACGAUUCUCUGCUUCCGAGGUAGAUGCUCCCCAAGACGGGAUGGUAGCCGUGGACCAAGGAAUCACCGAAAAAAGUGAUAAGAUCGCACAGAAGGUGUUCGAAAUACAAGCCAAGGUAAGUCUAUCGCUUCAGUCUCGAAACAUGUGA